GUUAAAGUCAGUUUGGAGUUGUCUAUUCAAAGUCAAGAACAAGAAACUUGAAAUGCGUGCUUACAUAGUUGUUGCUCUUUUAGCCGUGGUUGCUGUUGCCGCCGCACAGGGUCCCCGAGGUGGACGUGGUGGUCCAGGUGGUCCAGGAGGCCCACGUGGAGGACCAGGAGGUCCUGGAGGUGGUCGUGGGGGUCCAGGCGGCCCAGGCGGUCCCGGAGGUCCACAGGGAGGUCCUGGCGGCCCCGGCGGUCCACAAGGCGGUCCUGGCGGACCCGGCGGUCCAGGUGGUCCAGGUGGUCCCGGAGGUCCAGGCGGUCCCGGAGGUCCGUGGGGAGGUCCUGGCGGUCCCGGUGGUCCAUGGGGACCUCCACCAAAUGCCACAUUGCCAUCCAAUUCAACAUCAACAACAACCAGCACCACAGAAGCUUCCACAUCCACUUCUACAUCCACUGAAGCUACAAGCUCUUCCACUGAGGCAAGCACCACUGGAAAUUCUACAGAAGCUUCGGGAUAAUUUGAAAAUUAUUUUUUGGCUGCUUAUCCUUGAAAGAAAAGAAAAAUAUUUUAAAUUGUAAUUAAAAAUAAAAUUAUGUGCUGUGUAUAUUGAAAGUUAAAGUUAUUAAUUAUUAAUGCAAUUUACCAAUUCGAA
This is a messenger RNA of Drosophila willistoni, 649 nucleotides long. Its product is annotated as myosin heavy chain IB. NCBI's taxonomy places the organism in Eukaryota, Metazoa, Arthropoda, Insecta, Diptera, Drosophilidae. Bases 53 to 514 code for a protein of 153 amino acids. The record is from RefSeq and is a predicted model, not a curated record. The transcript has a single exon.